AAUCGUUCGCUCCGGCUGACCCCUCCCCGGCCCCCUCCUCUCCUCCCGUCCGUCUCUCCGCGCUCCAGCUCCACGCCAAUUAAACCCGCCUACUCCCUCCCUCCCGGCCUCUCUCUCUCUCUCUCUCUCUCUCUCUCUCUGUGCGUCAUUUCCGUUUCCGUCUCUCCCUCUCCUCGCCCACACGUCCAAAACCGAAGGGAGCAAACGAACAAAACCCGGCCGAGUAACGCAGGAGACGCGCGGACGUUGCGCGCAGAACGACGCGUAGUAGUGCAGCGCUGCAGGCGGCAGGGCAGGGCCAGGCGCGGGGGCAGAGGCAGAGAGCAAGCAGCAGGGCCGGGCCGGGAGGCCGGAUACGAUGGAGGCGGCAGCGUCGUCAGCCGAGUACGGGUACUACGGCGGAGGCGCGGCGGGCCCACGCGAGAGGAAGACGACCGCGGCGGCGGGGUGCGGGGACCACUUCGUCGUGGACGACCUCCUCGCGCUGCCGUACGACGACGACGACGAGGAGGAAGGCGGCGGGGAGGCGGCGCCGGCAGGCGACGGCGGCGAGGCCCCGCCGCCGUGCCUGCAGCCUGCUGUCGACGCCCGCCACGGAGUCGUAGGCCUCGUCAAGGAGGAGCGCGGCGGCGGCGGCCUCGGGAAUUUCUCCGCCGACUCGUCCACCGUCACGGCCCUGGACAGCUGCAGCAACUCCUUCUCUGGGCUAGCCGACGGCGACUUCCCGGGGGAAUUCUGCGAGCCGUACGAUCAAUUGGCGGAGCUGGAAUGGCUAUCCAACUACAUGGGUGAGGGCGAGGAAAGUUUCGCCGCGGAGGACCUCGAGAAGCUGAAGCUCAUUUCCGGCGGGUUCUCCCCGGCUCUGCCACCAGCUCACGUGGCCCCAGCGGCCGCAGCUUCAGCCGCCGCCGCCUCGGCGGCACAGCCCGGUAUGUUCCUCCCGGAGGCGCCGGUCCCCGCAAAGGCCCGUAGCAAGCGCUCCCGCGCGGCUCCGGGCAACUGGUCGUCGCGGUUGCUCGUGCUCCCGCCGACCCCGGCCUCACCACCGUCCCCGGCGUCCAUGGCCGCCAUCUCGCCGGCGGAGUCCGGCAUCUCGGCGCAGGCGUUCCCCGCCAGGAAGCCGUCGAAGAAGAAAGACGCGGUGCCAGCACCGCCCUCGAGCGUGUCCGCGGUGGCACAGCCCGGCGGCUCGGCCGCGUCGACAGAAGGGCGACGGUGCCUGCACUGCGAGACGGACAGGACGCCGCAGUGGAGGACGGGGCCGAUGGGCCCCAAGACGCUGUGCAACGCGUGCGGGGUGCGGUACAAGUCAGGGCGGCUGGUGCCGGAGUACCGGCCCGCGGCGAGCCCCACCUUCGUGAUGUCCAAGCACUCCAACUCGCACCGGAAGGUGCUGGAGCUGCGCCGCCAGAAGGAGGUGGUGCAGCAGCCGCACCCGCACGUGAUCGCCGGCGGCGGGGGCCCUGCUGGCGGGCUGAUGCGCAUGCAGAGCACGAUGCUGUUCGACGGGCCGUCGGCGCCCCCCAUUGUCGCUGCCGGCGACGACUUUUUGAUCCACCACCACUUAGGGACAGCAGACUACCGGCAGCUCAUCUAGAUGAGUCAGUCUACUAGCUUUGUGCUAGAGUUGAUCAAUUAGCCCAGUAAUAAUUAAUGCAUCAGUUAAAAUCCAAGAACCCUCCUUUAAAAAUAUGAAAGAACUACUGAUCUUCACUUAGGAGUUCUUUUUUCCUCACCAAUUUUUGUUCAUUAGUUCGUGUGUUUCUGUUCAGCUCUUCGAAAUUUUCGUGGCGACCUUCUUAUGAUUUUGUCAUCCUUUUUUUUUUUGCCAGCCCUCCUCCUAACCAGCUUAUGAGAAUUCUAUGAGAGAGAGAGUUUCCCUAGCCCUUUUCUUCCUUUGUUUCUUAGCAUUCUGUAAUUCAAGGGCUGCUACAUAUCUUCCAGUAGCUCUCUGCAUUCUGCUUCCGGAACAUGAAAACAAGACUGGAAAUUUUGGCAUUUUAUUUUCCCCUUGUAAGACUCCCGUCAUCCCAUACGUUGAUGUGGUCCUCAUCACUUUUAUCAGUAUCUACUUCAAUUUGUUA
Messenger RNA from Sorghum bicolor (sorghum), 2084 nucleotides. RefSeq names its product GATA transcription factor 12. The transcript is spliced from 2 exons. NCBI's taxonomy places the organism in Eukaryota, Viridiplantae, Streptophyta, Magnoliopsida, Poales, Poaceae. Bases 359 to 1597 code for a protein of 412 amino acids. The record is from RefSeq and is a predicted model, not a curated record. Gene Ontology annotation, molecular function: zinc ion binding; sequence-specific DNA binding. Gene Ontology annotation, biological process: regulation of DNA-templated transcription.